This is a messenger RNA of Drosophila persimilis, 2432 nucleotides long. RefSeq names its product LIM domain-containing protein jub (gene jub). Gene Ontology annotation, biological process: positive regulation of miRNA-mediated gene silencing; negative regulation of hippo signaling; cytoskeleton organization. Gene Ontology annotation, molecular function: transcription corepressor activity. The coding region runs from base 190 to 2283 and encodes 697 amino acids. The transcript has 7 exons. Gene Ontology annotation, cellular component: adherens junction; P-body; nucleus. The record is from RefSeq and is a predicted model, not a curated record. NCBI's taxonomy places the organism in Eukaryota, Metazoa, Arthropoda, Insecta, Diptera, Drosophilidae.
ACCAAGUGAAUGAAAAGUCAAAUUUCUGAUUGACAUUCAGCCCCAAGCAGUAAGCACAUUGGAAUUCGACCGGCAAAAGCCGAUAGAUUCCAUUUGGGUGGCGUCCCGUCCCCCCGCAGAGCGUGAGUGAGUGUGAGAGAGCUCAGCGUCAGAGUCGUUGGACAAGAGAGAAGGAGGAAGGGGAAGAUAAUGACCACCCAGAGAACGCAACGAAAUUCCACCAGCGCCGCCUCCACGGAGUCCGACUACGAAACGCUCAUGCAGCGUCUUCAUAUCGGGUCAGGUGGCGGUGGGGGUGGGGGUGGCGGUGGCAUGCGUGGCUACCAACGCUCGCCAGGGGCCAUCGAGAACUUCAUCCACGAUGGUCAGCAGCAGAUGCAUCACCACCAGCAGCAGCAGCAGCAACAGCAGGCACACGACUACAAGCUGUACGAGCGCGGCAAUAUUAUAGCCGCCUCCAAAUACGCCACGCCCAAGCCCGUCGAGCAGCUGAUCAACAAUGGGGGUGGUAGCCCACAAAUCUAUGCGCCCACCGCACAGGUGCUGGGCCAGCGCAUCGCACCGCAGAAGCACUCGCCCGUGUACGAGAACCUCGAAUUCUACGGACAAUUCGACUCGAACCACAAGCGCGCCCAGCCGCAGAGCCCCGGCAGCCGGCAGAGCGCCAUGCUGAACGACUACCUGCUGAUGCAGCCAAUUGGCGGUGGGAGGUUUGCCCACACGCCUGUGCCCGAGACAGUGGCGGUGGGGGUGGCUGGGAGCGGAGGCCACCUACGCGAACCUCUGGAGGAGGUGGUGGCGCCCAUAUACGAGAACAUCAUACCCCAUUCCGGGCAGCGUGCCCAGCCGCAGGCCUCUCCGGCCACGGCCACCAUGUACCAGGAAAUGCCGGGCAAUGUGGCCUCCUCCGCCGCGUCCUCUGGUCUGGAUCUCAACGCGCUGCUCUCGUCGCCAAUGCACCAGCGCAGCAUAAGCACAAACAACACGCAACAUCCCACUGCCACGCUGGGCUCGCCGACCCAGCGCUAUAGGAAUCUGUCGCUGCCCAGCCACCUGAGUCCCGUGCCGCCCUCGUCGCCGUCACCCCUGCCGAUGUCCGUGUCCAAGCUGCAGCAGCACACACCCAUCAAGCAGCACAUGCCACCGCCCCCACAGGCGCCAGCUGGCGGCGGCCAUGGGGCUGGCAUCAAUGUGUCGGUGAAUCCCAACUACAUUGAGGACAUCAACAGCUCGGACUACGUGUGCAUGACGGCCAAUCUGCAUCGCAAUACAGGCCCGCUGGGCGCAGGCAGCGUGGUGGCUGGCAGAGCAGCACCGGCUGCAGGGGCUAUGCCACAACGAGCAGUCCAGGAGACACCAGCAGCGGCGUCAUCCACAGCAAUAUCAUCGCUGCGAGCUACGCCCAUAGCGAUGUCAGCACCCUUGGCGGUGGCCACAUCACCCACGCCCUCGCAGGGCAGCACAGCGGUUAAUGCCGCUUUGCGACCCAGAAAAGGUCUAACCAAGAAUCUGCUGCCGUACAGCGUGACUCCGCCGCGUCCGGCUGGUCCGACAGAGGCGCAGCGUAAGAUCGAGGAGCUCACCCGCCAGCUGGAGGAGGAGAUUGAGCAAAGUGAGGAGCAUGGCGAGUACUUUGGCAUUUGUCAUACGUGCGGGGAGAAGGUAAAGGGUGCCGGACAGGCCUGCCAGGCCAUGGGUAAUCUCUAUCACACCAAUUGCUUCAUCUGCUGCUCCUGCGGCAGGGCGCUGCGUGGCAAAGCCUUCUACAAUGUGCACGGACGGGUAUACUGCGAGGAGGAUUACAUGUAUUCGGGCUUCCAGCAGACAGCGGAAAAGUGCGCUAUUUGCGGGCAUUUGAUCAUGGAAAUGAUCCUGCAGGCAAUGGGCAAGUCCUAUCACCCGGGUUGCUUCCGUUGCUGCGUCUGCAACGAGUGCCUGGACGGUGUGCCCUUCACCGUGGAUGUGGAUCACAAGAUAUACUGCGUCAACGAUUACCAUCGAAUGUUUGCUCCCAAAUGCGCCAGCUGUGGCAAAGGCAUCACACCCGUUGAGGGCACCGAUGAGACCGUACGCGUGGUCUCCAUGGACAAGGACUUCCAUGUGGACUGCUACAUAUGCGAAGAGUGCGGCAUGCAGCUGACAGAUGAGCCGGACAAGCGCUGCUAUCCUUUGGAUGGGCGUCUCCUAUGUCGAGGCUGUCACCUGCAACGUCUGGCCCUGCAAUCAUCGCCGCACACGCGCCACCAGGAGCCAGUGUGUGCCUCCUAUCAGUAUAUGGGCUAGGCGCACAUCCUGCAUAGUCCUGCGCCCACUACGCAUCCAACUACUGACUGAGAAAGAACUAUCACACUAUCCACGCGAACAAAUUAUUCCAAUUUCAAAUAUUAUCUUAAACAAAAUGAGAGAAAAACACAUGCAUUUAUACGAAAGGA